Molecule: messenger RNA, 1102 nt
Organism: Solea senegalensis (Senegalese sole)
Lineage: Eukaryota; Metazoa; Chordata; Actinopteri; Pleuronectiformes; Soleidae
Gene: grxcr1b
Product: glutaredoxin and cysteine rich domain containing 1 b
Exons: 3
Coding region: 39-506 (155 amino acids)
Biological process (GO): sensory perception of sound
Source: RefSeq, a predicted model, not a curated record
GAGGCAGCACUUUAUCUACAAAGAAGUGAAACCUACAGAUGGAGGGGCCAAAAAUGAAACAGGAGAAAGGGAAGGCUGCGAAAACAGUCAGGUUUAGAGUAGCAUCUGCCAACAGUGGCCGGGUGCUGACUGAGGUGUUCAAGGAUGAAACGACCUGGUGCGGCUCAGUGUCUGUGGACUCAGUGGACUCUGACUGCACCAGCACACCAGAGGCAGAACAGGGGAGCUCACUUCCCACCAGCAAGGCCAACAGCCACCUGAACGGUCUGCCGGUGGAGACUGCUGUGGACGAGAGCGGCUCUGAACCCGAUGAGCUGCUUUUGUACGCCAGUGCCAAGAGAGAUAUGCGGUUCAGCAACAAACGCGUCAACAUCUGCAGCAAGAAUGGGACCAUACGAGGAGUGAGGAACAAAGUCAGCGCAGGCCAAGUGCUUUUCAACAAUCUCUCCAACAUGUACUCUACUUCCUUACGUCAUCAGAAAAGGAGACCAUGGGAGAAGGAGUGAAGGAAGAUUGGAAAUAGCAGUUUUUAUACAAGAAGGAAACACCUCUGCAGCUUCAGUGUGGACUUUGUAUGACCGUCUAUUAUUGCGACAAUGGCCCCAGUCCUUUGGUUCAGAGGAUUAAAAACAAUGAAGUUGUAAACAUUGCACAAGUGGUGUCUUGUAACCACAUAUUCAUGCAUGUAAACACAUGUCAAAUCUGUCAUAUGAACAAUUUCUAAAUGUGUAACACAUAAGAAUGGGUUUUGUAGAAGUAUUGUCCAUGCAUGCAUAUCAAUGACAGCAACCAUGUUGUGACUGGCAUCUAAGCAAACUAAACGAUUCCUCUGGGAACCAUUUCUGAAAUGAUUUUUGUAACUGUUUUUCAAGAAAAUGCAUAAUUAUGGCCCAUCAUUUCAGAUAGAUCUGUUUUCAUGACAAAUACAUCCAUGUUUUGUAUUCAUUUUUCAAAGAUAUUCACAACAGACUGCAUAUUCUUCACAUUAAUUCUCCUCCAUAAUUCCAUGUAUAAAAGUUAAACCUAUAAAGUGUCCUUUGGUAGAUUUGUAUGUCUGUCCUUUUGCUGCAUUUCAGUCGAAUUCGUUGUUUGGGUCGCUGGC